AAAAAUAAAUUAAAAAAUAAUUUAAUUUUAAUUAUGUAAAAUGUCCCAUCUCCAUUUUGGAGCUCUGAGAUUUUGAUUUCUUGGACUAAACUCACCAAAUCGAAGCCACCGAUUCCAAAUCCUACAACUUUUCCCUUCUUCCAAGUUGCACCACCUGAUCAUCAUCAGAUAACAUAAGCUUCUUUCUGAGUAUUGAGUAUAUAAUUCAUUUCUCUCUUGAUUAUGAGUUCAGGUAUAGAAUAUUCAUAAUUUGUGAUUAACUCAACUAGAGAUUGUUCAUAAUUGGUGUUUGGAUCAUAACUCCAAUAAUGGGUUCUCUACCAGCAACAGUUCCGGAGUUCCAUUUCCCGGACUCUUCUUCCAAACAAACCCCAAUCCAUAACCAAUCCUCCAUUGAUGAAACUACACUCCUCAACCUUUUCAAAUCUCAACAAGAUUACCUCAAUUUCUUCUUCAACAAUCUCGACAUUUUCCAAACGCUAACUUUCACCAGAACCCUCCUAGAUUCCUCUGGCACCGUCUUCUUCUCCGGCGUAGGCAAGUCUGGCUUUGUCGCCCGAAAGAUUUCCCAGACUCUUGUCUCGCUUGGCGUUCCCUCUGGAUUUCUUUCUCCUGUUGAUGCACUCCAUGGUGAUAUUGGCAUUAUCACCAAGAGAGAUGUUUUGGUUCUCUUUAGUAAGUCUGGGAACACUGACGAGCUUCUAAGACUUGUUCCUUGUGCCAAGGCCAAAGGGGCUUAUUUGAUCUCGGUGACAUCUGUGGAGGACAAUGCCCUUGCUAGGGUUUGUAAUAUGAAUGUGCAUUUGCCUCUUGAGAGGGAACUCUGCCCUUUCAAUUUGGCCCCUGUGACGUCGACUGCAAUUCAGAUGAUUUUUGGGGACACGGUGGCAAUCGCGCUCAUGGGUGCUAGGAAUUUGACAAGGGAGGAGUACGCCUGUAAUCAUCCCGCCGGUCGGAUUGGAAAAAGCCUCAUCUUCAAGGUGACAGAUGUAAUGAAGAAACAAGAUGAGUCACCUGUUUGUAAAGAGACAGAUCUUAUAAUGGAUCAGCUAGUUGAGCUAACAAGUAAAGGGUGUGGAUGUCUACUUGUUAUAGACCAAGAUUAUCAUUUGAUUGGUACUUUUACAGAUGGUGAUCUUCGUCGUACUCUCAAGGCUAGUGGCGAAGCCAUCUUCAAGCUCACUGUUGGAGAAAUGUGUAAUAGGAACCCAAGAACCAUUAGUCCAGAUGCAAUGGCUGUAGAAGCCAUGAAAAAGAUGGAAGCUCCACCGUCCCCGGUACAGUUCUUGCCUGUUGUCGAUUAUGAAAACAGAGUAAUCGGAAUUGUCACACUGCAUGGAUUAGUUUCAGCUGGCUUAUAAUAUGUAUGAUUCUCUUUCAUCUAUUGAAUUUGAUUAUAUUCUUUACCAGUUAUUCUUUUAUUAUAGGAACUCAACCCACCUCUUUAGUAAAGGUUUCAUGUGUAUUGUAUCAGUAUAGGUCUUCUAUACUAUAAUUUAUAUAUAAAUAUUAGAUAGUUAAUUAUUUUAACAAUGUCAUCACUGGUUUUUAAGCAUUGUGGUUUUGUGACUCUGAAUAUGAAACAUGUCAAACUACAUUCUGAUUUCUGAAGCUUAA
Cannabis sativa is the source of this 1617-nucleotide messenger RNA. Its product is annotated as probable arabinose 5-phosphate isomerase. Gene Ontology annotation, biological process: carbohydrate derivative metabolic process; carbohydrate metabolic process. The record is from RefSeq and is a predicted model, not a curated record. NCBI's taxonomy places the organism in Eukaryota, Viridiplantae, Streptophyta, Magnoliopsida, Rosales, Cannabaceae. The coding region runs from base 309 to 1361 and encodes 350 amino acids. The transcript has 4 exons. Gene Ontology annotation, molecular function: carbohydrate derivative binding; isomerase activity.